Messenger RNA from Geodia barretti, 1935 nucleotides. Lineage: Eukaryota; Metazoa; Porifera; Demospongiae; Tetractinellida; Geodiidae. The record is from the annotation of a GenBank genome assembly.
AUGGGCGGGAUAGCAACCCGGACGACCUGGGCGACGGCGCUCUCCCUGAUCCUCGUGGUUGGACUGUGGUGGCCGGGGCUAGCGCAGGCUCAAGGCGUUACCACCUCCGACCUCGAAACCGCCGCCGGGAACAACUCCGAGUGGCUCAUGUACGGCCGCGACUACCUCGGCCAGCGCUACGUGGAGCUCGACCAGAUCACCCCGGACAACGUGGAACGACUGGACCCGGUGUGGGUGUUCGCGGCCGGCGGAGCGAACCGGGGUCUCGAAGCCACCCCGCUGCUGCACGAGGGAGUGAUCUACCUCUCAGCGGACGAAUCGCGCGUCUUUGCGAUCGAUGCGCGCACCGGUGGCAAGAAGUGGGGCUACGACCCCGAGAUCGGCUCCGACGUGGAACGGGUCUUCUGCUGCGGAUCCAUCAACCGCGGCGUGGCGCUCUACGGGGACCUCGUGUACGUCGGCACCAUGGACGCCCGGCUGAUCGCGCUCGACAAGGACACCGGCGAACCAGUCUGGGAGGUCGAGGUCGCCGACUGGGAGCACGGCUACAGCAUCACCGGCGCGCCGCUGGUGGUGAACGGAUUGGUGCUCACCGGAAUGGCCGGGGGCGAAUACGGGGUCCGCGGGUUCGUGAAGGCCUACGACGCCGCCAGCGGCGAGCACCGCUGGACGACCUACACCAUCCCCGGACCCGGCGAACCCGGCAACGAGACCUGGCCGGGCGACACCUGGAAAAACGGCGGCGGCCCGACCUGGACCACCGGCGUCUUCGAUCCGGAACUGAACCUCGUCUAUUGGAACACCGGCAACGCCGCCCCCUGGAACUGCCACGUGCGGAAGGGCGACAACCAGUGGACCGCCGCAACCAUCGCCAUCGACCCUGACGACGGCAGCAUCCGCUGGGGAUUCCAGUACACCCCCUGGGACUGCUGGGACUACGACGCGGUCAGCACGCCGGUGCUCGCCGACGUGACGCUCCCCGGUCACGGCCCGGUCAAGGCGCUCUUCCACCACGACAAGAACGGCUUCUUCUACGCGCUCGACCGAACCGACGGGCGCUUCCUCUACGGUGACCCGAUCGUCCCGGGGAUCAACUGGGCCCACGGGCUCGACCCCGAGACCGGCCGACCCGACGUAAAUCUCGAGAUGGUGGCGGAGUCGGGCGGCCCCGAGGUGGGACCCAUCAUCCCGAGCCUCGAAGGCGCGAUCGACUGGCAGCCGCUGGCCUACAACCCGAAUCGCCAGGCCCUCUAUUUCAUGUCGAACCAGUGGGCGAUGGGCUACCGGUUCUGGGAGGAGGACCAGUUCGAGCCGCCGACGCUCGGCGAGUGGUACCUCGGCGCGGACUACCAGCAGUACCUGACGAGCGAGAACCCGGGGAACUUCGUCGGCUUCGACGUGGUGAACCGCAAGGUGCUGUGGCGGGUGGUGAGCCCGGCGCCCUUCUGGGCGGGCGCGGUGGCCACUUCCAGCGGACUGGUGUUCACCGGGGACAUGCGCGGCUACUUCAUGGCGAUCGACGCCGAGCGCGGCGAGGUGCUCUGGCAGUUCCAGACCGGCUCGGGAAUCAUCGGCAGCCCGAUCACCUACGAACUCGACGGCGUCCAGUACGUGGCCGUUCCCUCCGGGGGAAUCGGCGGCGACAUGACGUUCUAUUACACCGAGCCGAAGGCCGGGAACCUGUGGGUGUUCGCGCUGGACGGCGCCCGCCCGGUGCGCGAACAAGCGGGGACGAAUCUCGUCACGCUACCGGGCGGCCUCCCGCGGGUGGGCGAACCGGGCGCCACCCUGGGUGGCCGCGUGCUGCCGGGGUAUGGAUUCCCGGCAACGGAAGGCAGCGAACCGCUCGCUACGAACACCCCUGCCGCGCCGGCGCGGCGCCGGCGUCCGAAGGAGAGCGCGCCAACCCGCUUCUCGGAGACGAAGAAGCCGUAG